This is a messenger RNA of Peromyscus leucopus (white-footed mouse), 4327 nucleotides long. RefSeq names its product zinc finger protein 175 (gene Znf175). The record is from RefSeq and is a predicted model, not a curated record. Lineage: Eukaryota; Metazoa; Chordata; Mammalia; Rodentia; Cricetidae. The transcript is spliced from 5 exons. Bases 347 to 2953 code for a protein of 868 amino acids. Gene Ontology annotation, molecular function: DNA-binding transcription repressor activity, RNA polymerase II-specific. Gene Ontology annotation, biological process: negative regulation of transcription by RNA polymerase II.
CCGGAAAUCUAAAAGACACCGGAAAUAAAGUGGCCAUGAAAGGUUAAAUGUUCUAGUCAUUCUAGUGUUACUUCGCUGGCAGUUCCGCGAGGUGGUUUGGAACUUUUCCAUCCGGGACUCUUUGGCGUUCGUGGGCGGAAGUCGCGGCCCUGGUGUGCGGUGUGCAGAGCUCUCGGAGGUGCAGCCUGAGGGAUUUUCAUUGUCUUAGAGCUCCCGGGAUCCCUGAAAUCAUUCAGGCCUCAGGAUUUCCUGCUGUGCCACGGCUAGCCUUGCUUCAGCAUCUGUGACUCUUGAGGAAUUUCUAUUUGCUACCAAGAAACAUCAAGACUAGAAGAUCAGAGGAGACAUGGCUGCUGAUACGAAUUUCCAACAGAAGAUCCAACCAUUGGAUGCAGAGGUGCAGUGUGGGUCAUGUGAGAGGUGGAUGUCCUUUGAGGAUGUGACCGUGAACUUCAGCCAGGAGGAGUGGCAGCAGCUGAACUCUGCCCAGAGACGCCUGUACCAGGACGUGAUGCUCGAGAUCUACAGCCACCUCUUGGCAGUGGGGUAUCCCAUUCCCAGCCCCGGAGUCAUCUUUAGGAUGGAAAAAGGAAAGGAGGCACAGGCAGGAAAGGCUGAAUUUCCAGGCCAGCACUGUCAAGAAAAAUCAGGAAUUGACACCUCACCACAGACAGGAUCUGAGAAAGCUUCAGUUCAUAGUGAUAUGGCAAGUGAAGUCACAAGAGAUGGUUCAUGGUGUUCCCCUUUACAAGAACUACAGAAGGAUGCUGAUAUUGCUAAGAGAGAGAAACAAAACCAGUUUCUACCCUUGCCUCCUGGUACUCUCCUCAAGAAAACUCAGAGUACAAGUAGUGGUCAUAAAUAUCAAAAUCCUGGGGAAAUUAUUCCUUUGGGAUCCUACCUCAUUUCUACACAAGAGAAUCUCCCACGAUAUUGCUUACUUCCAAAAUGUUUGGAGCUAAACCUAGGAGCAAAUGGUCGGAAUGAAAGCAGUGUCACAGAACAGCUUAUUAACAUUGUUGCAUCCAGUCAGCUCCUGAUACAAGGCUCUUGUAAUGCUAACUGUGUGGUUACUGGUGGAGGAGAAGAAUCAUGCAGAAGUCCUGAGAAUGGAGAUGUUCUCAGCCAUAAACAACCAGCUAUACAUGAAAACCAUUCUCAGGAGAAAGCAGGUCCAGGUUCUCAGUGUGGGGAGGUAUUUUAUGCCAUAUCUGUGCAUAAACCUGAGAUCACUGUCACUCUGGACAGACCUAUUGUUUCUUACAAUGGUGGGAAGGCCUUCCUUUAUGUGUCAGAUUCAUCAAAUUAUCCAUUUCAGCUGAAGGUGGAUCAUCUAGGUCACACUGGAGGGGAGCUUUACAAAUGUAGCAGUUGUGAGAAAUCCUUUUGUACUGAGGCUGCACUCCAAGAGCAUGAGCAAAUUCACACAGAAGAGAAACCGUAUGUGUGUACACUGUGUGGAAAAGCCUUCAGAGAUAGGUCAGCUUUCUAUGAACAUGAAUUGAUUCACAAGAAUCACACGCCUUUUAUCUGUGACAAAUGUGGGAAGGCCUUCUUACGUAAGUCAGAGUUGACAUCCCAUAAACAAAGUCACAAUGGAGAGAAGCCUUACAAAUGCAAUGACUGUGGAAAAUCCUUUAAGUUUCCAUCUCAACUGAAGGUGCAUCAUCAAAGUCACACGGGUGAGAAGCCUUAUGAAUGCCGUGAGUGUGGAAAGUCAUUCAGUAAAACAGCCAAACUCAAGGUGCAUCAACGGAUUCACACAGGGGAGAAACCUUAUGUGUGUUCUCAGUGUGGAAAGGCCUUUAAUCAGAAAUCAAUACUAGACAGGCAUGAAAAACUUCACCCUGGGGAGAAACCUUAUAAAUGCAGUGACUGUGGGAAGUCAUUUAAUUAUCCAUCCCAACUGAAGGUCCAUUGCCAUAGUCACACAGGGGAGAAGCCUUAUAAAUGCCAUGAAUGUGGGAAAUCGUUUAAUUUCCCAUGUGAACUGAAGGUGCAUUAUCAGAAUCACACAGGAGAGAAGCCUUACAAAUGCCGUGAAUGUUGGAAACUGUUCAGUAAAAUGUCCCAACUGAAGGCACACUAUCGAGUUCACACCGGAGAGAGACCUUAUAAAUGCAGCCAUUGUGGAAAAGCCUUCUCUACUAAGGAACAAGUCCAAGAGCAUGAGCGAAUCCACACAGGAGAGAAACCCUUUGUGUGCACUGAAUGUGGAAAAGCCUUCAGUAGCAGGUCAUCUUUUCGUAAGCAUCAGUUAAUUCACACUAAAGAGAAGCCUUUUGUCUCUCAGAAAUGUGAGACAGGCCUCCAGGAGUCUGCUUUGAUACCCCAUCAGCAACUUCAUAUUGGUGAGAAGCCUUACAAAUGCCCUGACUGUGGGAAGUUGUUUAAUUAUCCAUCCCAACUGAAAUCCCAUUAUCAAAUCCACACAGGAGAGAAGCCUUGUAAAUGUCUUGAUUGUGGGAAAUCAUUUAGUAAAACAUCUCAACUGAAGGCACAUUCUCGAAUUCACACAGGAGAGAGGCCUUAUGUGUGUUCUGUGUGUGGAAAGGCCUUCAAACAAUUGUCAACAUUGAGCAGACAUGAAAAAAUUCACCUGGUUGAGAAGCCUUACAAAUGCAAUUUCUGUGGGAAAUCAUUUUGUUCUCCAUCUGAACUGAAGGUGCAUCUUCUCAUUCAUACAGGAGAGAGACCUUACAAAUGUAGCAACUGUUGGAAAGCCUUUUGUACUAAGGUCCAACUGCAAGAGCAUGAGCGAAUUCACACAGGAGAGAGACCUUAUGUGUGCACUCACUGUGGGAAAACCUUUAGAAGCAGAUCAGUUUUUUCUAAACAUAAGUUGAUUCACAGGAAGGAAACACCUUUUGUCUGUGAGAGAUGUGGGAAAGUGUUCUUACAGAAGUCAGAGUUGACAUCUCAUCUACAAACUCACAUUGAGGACAAGCCUUAGGAAUGUCAAGGCUGGAAUAUGGUUUACUCAGAUACACCAACUGAGGGUAUACUGUUGAAUUCACAUGGUGAAGAAGCCUUCCAAAUGUAGUAUCUGUGGGAAAGUCUUGGCUUCUAAUGCCCAACUCCGACAGCAUGAACAAAUGAAUUCACCCAGGAGAGAGACCCUGUUCGUGCUCUGAAUGUGAAAAAAUCUUCAGUAGCAGGUUAACUAUAUAGACUUCACAUGUCUCAUACUAGGGUGAGACCUUUGUUUCUCACAAUGUGGGUCAGAUUUUGCAUCUCAUGAAGGAACUCACAUUGAAGAGAAGUUUUUGAAAUGUCAUGAUUGGGAAAUCAUUCAUUACUACAUCACAGAUCAGUCCCAUCAUUAGUUCAUAGGUGGGGAUGACCUAUGUGUGUUCUAACACAAUUCAACAUAUAUACUACAUGACUAAUACCAGUCAGUUUUUACAGGUGCAGUUUUACAUAACAGGGUUUACUGAGAAAUAAGUUCCUAGCUUAUUAAUAUAUUCCAAAAUGAAAUUUAUUUCUUUAUCUAAUUAAAGUUCAUUUUAUGUGUGAUCUAAUUGCACAUCACCUGAUUCAUAUUACGGAAAACAAAUCUAGUUACUCAUUGAGUGUUUAGACAUAACAAACAUUAUGCAUGAGGAAAGUUUGUCAGAAAUUAACUAAUAAUGAUAAGCACACAUAUUUAUAUUUGUCCUGUUAAAGAUGAAUUUCAUUUCAGGUUGACAUUGAUUAAUUUCAGAAAUGUUUUUGUAGAAUGUGAUAUAAGAUACAUUUUACCAAACUUAGAAAGUUUAUGGGAAAUUAAGUCAGUGAUAUUCCCACUUGUGGGAGUCUAGUAAAACCCUUAAGUACCAGCCAUGAGAAUAGUAGGGAAAUUUUAUAAGUGGGCAUGUGUAUGGAAUACACGCCCCCCACACAUACAUAUAUGUGUAUGUAUGCAUAUGUACACAUGUGCCUGUAUUUGGUCAGUGCCUGUAUGGACUUGUAUGUAUUCCCACAAUUUUGUGAGGUUUUAUAGAAUUAACUGCAUACUAGAAGAGGGUAGUUUAUUAUAAAAAAGUGCAUUCAUUUAUUUUGUAUAUAUUUAUGUACAUGUGCUGCUGUGUAUAUAUUUAUAUGGCUGUCAGGAGAUCAGUGAAUUGGUGAGAAUCAGUAAUCUCACACCAUGUGUAUCCUGGGAAUUGAACUUGGAUUGCCAGGCUUGGUGACCAUCACCGUUACCCAUUGAGCCAUCUUGCUUGCCCUGUAGCUAUUUUUUUUUUUAUUUUUAUUAACAGUCUCUAUCUUGAGCUUACACCAUCAAUAAUUAAUACUUUUUUAUUAUAUGGAUGUACUUUGAAUAAAUGAGUUCUAGGGCAUUCUC